Glarea lozoyensis ATCC 20868 is the source of this 7254-nucleotide messenger RNA. Its product is annotated as ARM repeat-containing protein. The transcript is spliced from 6 exons. Gene Ontology annotation, biological process: TOR signaling; negative regulation of macroautophagy; protein phosphorylation. Gene Ontology annotation, molecular function: protein serine/threonine kinase activity; protein binding; protein-containing complex binding. Gene Ontology annotation, cellular component: TORC2 complex; TORC1 complex; nucleus. Bases 1 to 7254 code for a protein of 2417 amino acids. Lineage: Eukaryota; Fungi; Ascomycota; Leotiomycetes; Helotiales; Helotiaceae. The record is from RefSeq and is a predicted model, not a curated record.
AUGGCGCAGACUCCUGGAGAUGCCCUUAACAGUAUUGUGGCAGACUUGCGCUCGAAGAGCAGUGACGAUGUCAGAAGACGUGCGGCAAUAAGUUUGAGACAAUUGGUGGAGAUAUCUUCUAGAGAUUUAUCCCAGGAGCGCUUCCAGGAAUUUUAUAAUGUUGUCAACCAGAAGAUUACAACCCUCAUUAGCCAUACGAACGAACCGGUGGACAGACUGGGUGGUAUCUAUGCUCUCGAUGCGCUCAUCGAUUUCGACGGCGUCGAUGCUGGACAGAGGACGACUCGAUUCACACAAUCAUUACGAACUGUACUUAGAGGAAAGGACCUGGUGCCUAUGCAGCCAGCUGCCUCGGCGCUGGGAAAAAUAUGUAAACCAGGGGGAUCGUUGAUUUCAGAUCUAGUCGAAGCCGAGAUCAAGACAGCCCUCGAAUGGCUCCAGUCGGAUCGUGUAGAGGAAAGACGAUAUGGAGCGGUCCUUAUAUUACGAGAACUUGCCCGAAACUCACCCACGCUGGUAUAUGGAUUUGUCGGUCUGAUAUUCGAUCAAAUAUGGGUCGGUCUACGAGACCAGAGACUGCUUAUUCGGCAGACAGCUGCUGAGGCUAUAAGUGCCUGCUUUCAGAUUAUACGAGAAAGAGACCAAGCCAUGCGACAGACAUGGCAGGCUAAGAUUUAUGACGAAGCUGUUCAGGGGGUUAGGCAAGGAUCCGUUGAAUACAUCCAUGGAUCACUCUUGGUCAUUAAAGAACUGCUUCAUCAAGGUGGAAUGUUCAUGCAGGAGCACUACGCCGAGGUUUGCGACAUUGUCUUUCGUCAUAAAGACCAUCGUGAUAUGACAAUUCGGAGGACAGUCGUUAUGUUGAUACCAGAGCUUGCGAACUACUCGCCUAGCGAAUUCGCUGCGUCUUACUUGCACAAGUUUAUGGUGUUCCUUUCCGGCAUGUUGAAGAAGGACAAGGACCGAAAUGACGCCUUUUUGGCUAUUGGCAAUAUUGCAAACGCUGUUAAAAGUGCUAUUGCUCCUUAUCUUGAUGGCGUUCUGAUAUACGUCCGGGAGGGCCUAAGCUUAAAAUCAAGACGAAGUGGCACCGUUGAUCCUGUCUUCGACUGUAUCAGCAGACUGGCGGUUGCAGUCGGUCAAACUCUCAGCAAAUAUAUGGAGGCUCUUCUCGAUCCAAUAUUCGCUUGUGAAUUGACACCAAAACUCACGCAAGCACUCGUCGACAUGGCUUUUUACAUUCCGCCUGUUAAGCCGACCAUCCAAGAAAGACUUUUGCACAUGUUGAGUAAGGUCCUAUGCGGAGAGCCAUUCAAGCCCCUUGGUGCGCCUACACCGAAUAGCAUCGCUGCGGCCCCCGUUGUACCAAAAGAUUCGAGAGAUCCUAUGGCGUACGAGCACCGGCAGACUGAGAUUAAGCUUGCUCUGAACACACUUGGCAGUUUCGACUUCUCUGGCCAUGUCCUCAACGAGUUCGUUCGUGACGUCGCAAUAAAAUAUGUCGAAGACGAAAAUCCCGAUAUUCGUGAGGCAGCAGCAUUGACGUGUUGCCAGCUCUAUGUUAGAGAUCCCAUUGUCAAUCAAACUAGUCACCAUGCAAUUCAGGUCGUUAACGAAGUCAUUGAAAAGCUACUUACCGUGGGUGUCGCUGACCCUGUGCCUGGAAUUCGACGGACAGUUCUUGCUGCAUUAGACGAGCGCUUCGAUCGUCAUCUCGCAAAAGCAGAAAAUAUUCGGACGUUGUUCUUUGCUCUAAACGAUGAAGUUUUCGAGAUUAGAGAAGUGGCUAUUGCUAUCAUCGGGCGUCUGACGUCGGUCAAUCCCGCCUAUGUGAUUCCAUCACUCAGGAAGAUAUUAAUUCAAAUGCUCACCGAGCUUGAAUUUUCCGAUGUUGCAAGAAACAAGGAAGAAAGUGCCAAACUACUCAGUCUCUUGGUCCAAAACUCGCAAGGCCUAAUCAAGCCGUAUGUGAAUCCUAUGAUAGCAGUUCUCUUACCCAAAGCUAGGGAUCCGAGUCCGGCUGUGGCUUCUACAAUUCUGAAGGCAAUUGGCGACCUUUCGACAGUGGGGGGUGAGGACAUGAUUCCAUACAUUGACAGACUCAUGCCUAUCAUUAUUGAGGCGCUUCAAGACCAAAGUUCGCCUGCGAAGCGCGAAGCUGCUCUUCGAACACUUGGGCAACUGGCUAGUAACUCGGGCUAUGUCAUCAAACCAUACCUGGACUAUCCAAAUCUCCUAGAAAUUCUACAGGGUAUCAUUCGCGGAGAGCCGCAAAGACAGGUGCUUAGACACGAGACAAUUAAACUUAUGGGUAUCCUUGGCGCACUUGAUCCGUACAGACAUCAACAAGUCGAGGAAACCUCGCCAGAAACGCAACUCCACCUCGAGUCAAAUCGGACAACGGAUAUCUCACUCAUGAUGGACGGGCUCACACCUUCAACCAAAGAAUACUUCCCAACUGUUGUUAUCAAUGCUCUCCUUCAGAUCUUAAAAGAUCAAUCGCUAGUACAGCAUCAUGCGGUUGUUGUAGAAGCUAUUAUGCAGAUCUUUCGAACCCUAAAUAUGGAGUGUGUUCCUUUUCUUAACAAGAUCAUUCCAGCCUUCUUAGCCGUCAUCAGAGCAUCUCCGACCGCGAGACUGGAAUCUUACUUUAGUAACCUCAGCAUCUUAGUUACUAUUGUCAAGCAGCACAUAAGGAAUUACCUACCACAAAUUGUUGAACUUCUCCAAGAAUACUGGGACAAAUCGCCCUCGCUACAAGCCAAUAUUCUGACGCUCGUGGAGUCAAUAUCACGCUCGCUCGAAGGAGAGUUCAAGAUUUACCUUGCUGGAUUACUUCCUCUGAUGCUUGGAGUGCUCGAUAAAGAUACCACUGUCAAAAGACUACCAUCUGAGCGGGUUCUACACGCUUUUCUGAUCUUUGGUUCAAGCGCAGAAGAGUAUAUGCACUUGAUAAUACCAGUCAUUGUUAAUGUAUUCGAGAAACCCGGUCAACAGCCACUCAUUCGCAAACUUGCCAUAGAAACUAUUGGCAAAAUAUCGCGUCAAGUCAAUCUGAAUGAUUAUGCUUCAAAGAUCAUUCAUCCUCUAGCUAGAGUUUUAGCUGGCAAUGACCCAGCGUUGCGAGUUGCUGCUUUUGACACGUUGUGCGCUUUGAUUUUCCAGCUAGGCAAGGACUAUUUACACUUCGUUGGAACAAUCAACAAGGUGCUUGUUGCCAACCAGAUAUCACACCAAAACUAUGAGCUAUUGGUUAGCAAGCUCCAGAAGGGGGAAGUCUUACCACAAGAUCUGAAUGCAGAUGAUCGCUAUAGACACCUGAAUGAUGAUACUGUUCAAGAUCCAUCAAACAAAAAGCUUGACUCUAACCCGGUGCAUCUAAAGGCGGCUUGGGACGCGACUGGCAAGUCGACGAAAGAAGAUUGGCAAGAAUGGAUGAGAAGAUUUAGUUUGACGGUUUUGACGGAAUCCCCUAACCAUGCACUCAGAGCUUGCGCGUCGCUUGCGAGCGUUUACCCCCCUCUAGCAAGGGAAUUAUUCAACUCUGCUUUCGUAUCUUGUUGGAGCGACCUCUUCGAGCCUUAUCAGGACGAUUUGAUACAAAACAUAGAGACCGCCAUACGAUCAGAAUAUAUUACGCCAGAUCUUCUUGGUGUCUUGCUCAAUCUUGCCGAGUUUAUGGAACAUGAUGAUAAAGCUCUCCCCAUUGACAUCCGGGUACUAGGUCGCGAAGCUGGCAGGUGCCACGCAUGGGCAAAGGCUUUGCAUUACAAAGAAUUAGAGUUCAUUCAAGACCAGUCUAGUGGAGCUGUUGAGGCAUUGAUUCAGAUCAACAAUCAGCUACAACAAUACGAUGCGGCUAUAGGCAUUCUGCGUAAGGCCCAGUCAUUCAAGGAUGGGAUAACACUUCGAGAGACUUGGUUUGAGAAGUUGGAACGCUGGGAGGAAGCUCUGGAGUUCUACAAGAAAAGGGAACAGGAAUUUCCGGGCGAUGCCGACACAAUUGAAGUUAUUAUGGGAAAAAUGAGAUGUCUACAUGCUUUGGGCGAAUGGGAUUCUCUAUCCUCAUUAGCGCAAGAUAAGUGGCACACUUCAUCCUUGAGUAUAAAAAGACGCGUUGCUCCUCUGGCGACUGCCGCUGCAUGGGGACUGGGCCAAUGGGACCUGAUGGAUGACUAUCUCAGCGUCAUGAAGGUCGAUACCCCAGAUCGAUCAUUCUUCGGCGCGAUUCUGGCUCUCCAUCGUAAUCAAUUCCGCGAGGCCGCUUCAUAUGUCCAAAAGGCUCGGAAAGCGCUGGAUACUGAGCUCAGUGCUUUGGUCAAUGAAUCUUACAACAGAGCUUACACUGUUGUCGUCCGCGUACAAAUGCUUGCUGAGCUAGAAGAGCUGAUUACUUAUAAGCAGAGUAACGGGUUAACUCAUAAACAAGAGACAAUGCGCCACACCUGGGAAAAGCGUCUUCUCGGCUGUCAGCGAAAUGUCGAAGUCUGGCAGAGGAUGCUAAAUCUGAGAGGCUUGGUCAUUUCUCCGAAAGAAAACAUGUUAAUGGAGAUCAAAUUUGCAAAUCUUUGUCGAAGUUCUGGGCGUAUGGGUCUGGCAGAAAAGUCACUGAAGAGGCUGAUCGGUACUGAGGAGAGUCUCGAUACCCUACUCCCCUACACAGAAGAUGGGCCUCGGCAGAAUGGCCAACGACGCAUCAAAAACGCAAUUCCUGCUCACGUCCAGUAUGCUGUGCUUAAAUUUCACUGGUCUGCCGGAAAGCGGGCUCCAGCGCUGGAUGGGCUCAAAACCUUAACGUUAGAUAUGGCCGAUCGACUGGAAGCCGCUCAGAUGGCUCCUCAAGGCAUGAACGGUGAUAUGCAUAUGAACAACAACCCUAACAUUACAAAUGGUUAUGCCAAUCCAAAUAUGGCCGGCGCUAACAUCCUCAAUUCCAAAGCGAUGCAAGCUCAUACGGUUUUGCUUUCUCGAUGCUGUUUGAAGCAGGGCGAGUGGCAAGUUGCUCAAAGGCAAGGGAACUGGCAGCACGACCAAGUUGAAGAUGUUUUGGCAUCCUACCGGGCCGCAACCCACUUCAACCCCAACUGGUACAAGGCGUGGCAUGCAUGGGCUCUGGCAAAUUUCGAAAUCGUUCAGACCUUGGGGCAUAAGUCUGACAAGGACCGUGACCUUGUCGUUUCUCCGAAUGUUUUGAUCGAACACGUUGUCCCCGCGGUUCGAGGCUUUUUCAAGUCCAUCGCACUCUCAAGUGACAGUUCUCUCCAAGACACCCUGAGAUUACUGACUUUAUGGUUCGCGCAUGGUGGAAGCCCUGAGGUUAACACUGCGGUCACUGAGGGCUUCGCCUCUGUCAGUGUGGAUACCUGGUUAGAAGUCAUUCCACAAUUGAUUGCUCGCAUCAAUCAACCAAACACUCGAGUUCGACAAUCCAUUCAUAAUUUACUUGCGGAUGUCGGCAGAGCUCAUCCGCAGGCGCUAGUAUAUCCAUUGACUGUUGCCAUGAAGUCGGCGCCAAAUACCCGGCGAUCUAGAUCUGCUGUCCAGAUCAUGGACAGCGUGCGUCAACACAGCGCAAAACUCGUCGAGCAAGCUGAUGUUGUCAGUCACGAACUUAUUCGUGUUGCGGUUUUGUGGCACGAACUCUGGCACGAAGGCCUGGAGGAAGCUUCCCGACUUUACUUCGGUGAUCGCAAUAUUGAGGGUAUGUUCAACACACUCGCGCCACUUCACGAUAUGCUUGAUGCUGGUCCUGAGACUCUUCGCGAAAUAUCCUUCGCUCAGACCUUUGGCCGCGAUCUUCAAGAAGCACGUGAGUGGUGCUUCGCCUACAGACAGUCUGGAGAUAUUGGGGAAAUCAACUCCGCAUGGGACCUCUACUACCAAGUUUUCAGAAGAAUUGCACGACAGCUACCACAACUCAACAACUUGGAGCUGGCAUACGUCUCGCCUAAAUUGCAGAAGGCCGAAAAUCUUGAUUUAGCUGUACCUGGUACCUAUCAGAGUGGGAAAGAGGUCAUUAAAAUCGUCGGUUUUGACCCGAACUUUACCGUGAUCUCUUCCAAACAGCGACCGAGAAAGCUUCAGCUGCACGGUAGUGAUGGACAGACACAUGCUUUCGUACUCAAGGGCCACGAAGAUAUACGACAAGACGAGCGUGUUAUGCAACUAUUUGGCCUAUGCAACACCCUUCUUCACGUUGACCCCGAAUCUUAUCGCCGCCAUCUGAAUAUCCAACGGUAUGCGGCUAUACCAUUGUCGCAAAGUUCUGGUCUCCUCGGUUGGGUGCCAAACAGUGAUACUCUGCACGUCCUCAUUCGGGAAUACAGAGAAAGCCGUAAAAUCCUCCUCAAUAUCGAACACCGGAUCAUGCUUCAGAUGGCACCCGAUUAUGAUAACUUGACGCUCAUGCAGAAAGUCGAAGUCUUUGGGUAUGCACUUGACAAUACCACUGGACAAGAUCUCUACAGAGUCCUUUGGCUGAAAAGUAAGAGUUCCGAGUCCUGGCUGGAGAGACGAACAAAUUACACAAGAUCCCUCGGUGUUAUGUCAAUGGUUGGAUACAUUCUUGGUCUUGGUGACAGACAUCCCUCCAAUUUGAUGCUUGAUAGGAUCACCGGCAAGAUCAUUCAUAUUGAUUUUGGUGACUGUUUCGAGGUCGCCAUGCACCGUGAGAAAUAUCCCGAGCGAGUCCCAUUCCGACUGACAAGAAUGUUGACCUACGCCAUGGAAGUCGGAAACAUUGAAGGCAGUUUCAGAAUUACUUGUGAGAAUGUAAUGAGAGUUUUACGAGAGAAUAAAGAGUCUUUGAUGGCUGUACUCGAAGCGUUCAUUCACGACCCUCUCCUCAACUGGCGUCUGACCGGUGACGCCUCUCCCACUGGAGGUCCAAAUUUCCGUGCCGAGCGACGGAAUUCCAUGAUGGCAGAUCGCAGACCCUCAAUCAUGGACGCAGACAUUCCGCCCUCAGCUCUGAUGGCUCAGGAUCCAACACUUGGAGCGGCACCACCUUCGUCACGGCCUCGCGGGAGAACGAACUCUACAGUCCAUGGUCCUAUGGUUGACGGUGAAUUACAGGAGACGCAGAAUGAGCGGGCGAUGCAAGUGCUGAAUCGUGUGAAAGAGAAGCUCAUCGGACGAGACUUCAAACCUGAUGAGGAAUUAACGUACAUCCUUCAAGUCGAUAAGCUCUUAACCGAGGCAACGAAGUUCGAGAAUCUUUGCCAGCAUUAUAUUGGAUGGUGUAGUUUCUGGUAG